AUGGAGCUGGGGCUGAGCGGGCGCCGCGCGCUGGUCACCGGGGCGGGCAAAGGCAUUGGGCGUGCCACAGCACUGGCCCUGCACACGGCGGGCGCGCGGGUGGUGGCCGUGAGCCGGACCCGCGCAGACCUGGACAGCCUGGUCCGCGAGUGCCCGGGCAUGGAGACCGUGUGCGUGGACCUGGCCGACUGGGAGGCCACCGAGCGGGCGCUGGGCGGCCUGGGCCCCGUGGACCUGCUGGUCAACAACGCGGGGGUGGCGCUGCUGCAGCCGUUCCUGGAGGUCACCAAGGAGGCCUGUGACACGUCUUUGGCCGUGAACCUGCGUGCCGUCAUCCAGGUGUCCCAGAUGGUGGCCAAGGGCAUGAUCGCCCGUGGAGCCCCAGGAGCCAUCGUGAACGUGUCCAGCCAGGCCUCCCACCGGGCCGUGACCAACCACAGCGUGUACUGCUCCACCAAGGGUGCCCUGGACAUGCUGACCAAGGUGAUGGCCCUGGAGCUCGGGCCCCACAAGAUCCGAGUGAACGCGGUGAACCCCACCGUGGUCAUGACGCCCAUGGGUCAGGCCAACUGGAGCGACCCGCAGAAGGCCAAGACCAUACUGGACCGCAUCCCGCUGGGCAAGUUCGCUGACGUGGAACACGUGGUGGAUGCCAUCCUCUUCCUGCUGAGCGACCGCAGCGGCAUGACCACCGGGUCCACCCUGCCGGUGGAUGGCGGUUUCCUGGCCACCUGACCGGUGCCCCCCCAGGAUGGCGGGCUGCAGCGCCCCUCCCCCAAUAAACUUGUACUGUGGAGCGA
Molecule: messenger RNA, 800 nt
Organism: Ochotona curzoniae (black-lipped pika)
Lineage: Eukaryota; Metazoa; Chordata; Mammalia; Lagomorpha; Ochotonidae
Gene: DCXR
Product: dicarbonyl and L-xylulose reductase
Exons: 8
Coding region: 1-735 (244 amino acids)
Biological process (GO): glucose metabolic process; xylulose metabolic process
Molecular function (GO): L-xylulose reductase (NADPH) activity; carbonyl reductase (NADPH) activity
Source: RefSeq, a predicted model, not a curated record